This is a messenger RNA of Echinococcus granulosus, 204 nucleotides long. RefSeq lists its product as hypothetical. The record is from RefSeq and is a predicted model, not a curated record. Bases 1 to 204 code for a protein of 67 amino acids. NCBI's taxonomy places the organism in Eukaryota, Metazoa, Platyhelminthes, Cestoda, Cyclophyllidea, Taeniidae. The transcript has 2 exons.
AUGUUGGGCCAUGUGGCCAUCGUGCAGAGUGGCAUGCUGCCCAUUACCCAAGCGGUGCUACAGCCGAGGAAGAGGGAGAAGCCGGUGGUCACGUUCCGCUCCACCAUUGCAAUUGCUCCCUAUACUCCCUUUACCGCUUUUAACCCUCUCUGCUGGUCUGCCACUGAAAAGCAUGCCAAUGAGUACUUGCUUGAGACAACUUAA